This is a messenger RNA of Clunio marinus, 762 nucleotides long. The record is from the annotation of a GenBank genome assembly. Lineage: Eukaryota; Metazoa; Arthropoda; Insecta; Diptera; Chironomidae.
AUGGGCAAAGACGAAACAAAAGAACAAAGAAACAAUACUCUGCGUUCUGCAAACAAUGAAGUUUCUCUCACUGAUAUUGGUAGAAGCUUAUCCGCCAUCAAUGAAACUCUGGCUAAAAUGAAAACUGGUCAAGAAAAACUGAGUGAUGACAUUAAACAAGUCAGAGGUGACAUCAAGAAGAGUAGCGACGAGAUUAAAAUGAUUGCUGAUGGUCUUAAAAAUCUAAAGACGACUAUGCACGAUACAAUUGCUAACGUCAGCCGCAUUGAACGUAAACUUGAAGAUGCCCUUGAGAUUGAUAAACGAAUUAAUAACCUACGUUUAGACGGGUUGUCCUAUCAAGCAGAUGAGAAACUUGAUCAUAUCAUGCAAAAUCUUUUAAGUCGACUCGGUUAUGCAAACUCUGGUCCACGGUUUAAAGCAUAUCGACUAAAAUCUCAAGAUAACUCGCAGGGCUCGGUCAUUAUCAAAUUUGCUACGGCUUUUGACAAAAACAUUGUUUAUGAACGUUAUCUCAAGCUAACCAAAUACAUCACUGUUGGUCUGCUUACGGGUUCAUCUGAUCAAAAACGGUGUUUCCUCUCUCACGAUCUAUCAAGAAAUCAAUAUGCCAUAAAUAAAGCUGCAGUUGCUGCAAAAAAAGAAGGGAGAAUCCACAAAAUCAGAACUGUUAAUGGAUGUGUUUUGGUCAAAAUUUCACCACAAGGAGAAUUCCGAUGUUUCGACACACCCGAGAUGCUUAAAGAAGAAAUCAGCGAAUAG